Juglans regia (Persian walnut) is the source of this 2195-nucleotide messenger RNA. RefSeq names its product protein IQ-DOMAIN 14. Gene Ontology annotation, molecular function: protein binding. Lineage: Eukaryota; Viridiplantae; Streptophyta; Magnoliopsida; Fagales; Juglandaceae. The transcript has 4 exons. The record is from RefSeq and is a predicted model, not a curated record. The coding region runs from base 372 to 1763 and encodes 463 amino acids.
AACUUCAGGAGGAUGGCAAGUGAAGUGGCUCAUCUCGGAGCUUCCUCUGUGUUUCUUCCCUCUCAAGCAGGCCUCACCUAAUUGUAAACAUGACACAAAAACCUAAUAACCACUGUAAACGCUAGCUAUAGCAGAUAAAGAAAUAUUAUAUGCUAGCGCUAAAUGAGAAAAGAGAAUAAUAGUACAGUAAAAUUAGGCUGUCGACAGAAUGGCAAUCUGUUCACUUCUAAGUAGGAGGGGCUUCAUACUUUAUAGUGUUCAACAUCACUUAUCAAAUAUGGACAGGAAGGGAUCUCACAAUAUCAUUUCUUGCUUUCUUAUACCUUUGUCGUUGCUGUAAUACAAUGUCAGCUUAGAAAGAUUUGACAGAGAUGGGGAAGACAAGCAAAUGGCUUAGAAACUUCUUGACAGGGAAAAAAGACAAGGAAAAGUUGCCAAGUAAUCAGAGUUCUUGCAUUGCCAUUGAGAACAAUCCGACAACUCCAAUUUCCACCCCACAGACACCGAAAGAGAAAAGGCGAUGGAGUUUUAGAAGAUCUUCAGCCGCAGCUGCAGCUUCCAAGGACUCAAAUCCUGUGGAACCCAUUGCCACAAUGCCACCAGCUGUACAGACCGCUUUGGAUUCUGAGAAUGAGCAGAAAAAGCAAGCCAUGGCAAUGGCAGCAGCCACGACUGCAGCAGCAGAUGCCGCCUUGGCUGCUGCACAGGCUGCAGCUGCGGUGAUCCGACUCACAGCAGCUGCCAAUGGCAGAACUAGUGCAGUUGAAGUGGUUGCUGCAAUAAAGAUUCAAUCGGUUUUCCGGUCUUAUUUGGCAAGGAAAGCACUGUCCGCGUUAAAAGGACUAGUGAAGUUGCAGGCAUUGGUGAGAGGUCACCUGGUGAGGAAACAAGCGACGGCUACACUUCGGAGCAUGCAGGCACUGGUGACAGUACAGGCUAGAGCUCUGGCACAGAGAAUCCGGAUGGCUGAAGAAGCGAAGCCUGUUAAUCAGCACAGAAAAUCGACACAAGAAAAUCAGUUCAGACACUCCUAUCAUGAGAUGGAUAGAGGCAUGGAGGACGUUAAGAUUGUGGAGAUGGAUCUUGGUGCACCAAAAGGAAGCUUAAAGAGCAGGAAUAGCUACUCUAGCCAGCCGCAAUACGAACGAAUAGAACAUAGAUUCUCCACUCAAUAUGCACCAAAUUGUGUAUCCUCUAAGCAAGACAACUACCAGGCCUCACCGGCUCCAUCAGCUUUGACUGACAUGAGCCCAGGAGCCUGCAGUGGGCAUUUCGAUGACUAUUCCUUCGAUACAGCACAAAGCAGCCCACAAUACUACUCCGCUGCGUCCAAGCCCGAUCCUUCAAGGGUUCCUUUCGCUUUACCCAGGCCAAAUUAUGCAGACUCUGACUACCCAUUAUUCCCAAAUUACAUGGCCAACACGCAAUCUUCAAGAGCCAAAGUCCGGUCACAGAGUGCACCAAAGCAAAGGCCAGACUCAAUUGAGAGGCAACCAAGCCGGCGUAAGGCAUCAAUGGAAGGGAGGAAUGUCCCCAGGGCGGUGCGGAUGCAGAGGUCAUCUUCACAUGUGGGCUCAACUGCUCAAAACUACCAAUACCCAUGGCCAAUCAAGUUUGAUAGAUCGACAGUUUCACUUAAAGACAGUGAGUGUGGAUCCUCAAGUACAGUACUCACAAAUACAAACUACUGCAGAUCGCUUGUUGCAUUUGAUGUGAGUACUAAGAACCCAGAAUUCGCAAAAAUUGUUUAUGAACCAAAAUAAUGAAGUACAAGGACACUAGGAGGAAGCAAACAUGUAAAUUCACAAAACCUCAUGGAAAUAGAUCUGCGGUGCAUCCUUCACCCCAAUUUUAACCGAAACUCGUGUAUGUUGCGACCCGAAGAGACAUGGGGAUGCCAAGCAGGCAUUGAACGUUUUAAGAGGGAAUGAUAAAAAAUGGUGAAGCUGAUCGAUAUAGAAGCUGCAAUUGACUCCCGCGUCCCCCCCUCCCCCCCCAACCCAAAAGAUUCUGAAUCUCAGUGUUACUGCAGGGAUGUGCCCUAUUGUAGGGGAUCCUUUUGAACCUUGGCUGAAAGUAUCAAUGAGGUGAAACUGUUAAAAACAACUCCAUAAAGAGCACAACUUGAUUGGACUCUUAUCUGUUUAUAGACAUUUAUGAGGUGUGAUUUUCUCCGAACAUGUAUUGUUUUUCUA